CAAUAGCUAUGCUCAUAUAUAUAUAUACAUAUAUUAUAAUUUUACUUUAUUUAUUUUGAGAAUGGAGAAGGAUUUGCCUAUGGAGGUCCUCCAAUUUUUUUAUAUGGUUCCAAAAGAAGCUGUGAUUUUCGAUGAUAGCAAGAAUGAUUUGUCGUCUACUAAGACGUUUUUGGAUCUUCUUCCUUGUUUCUAUCGUUCAGUUUUCCCUAGAAGGUAUUAAAAAGAUGCUUCCAGUUGUCCGAAAUUCCAUUACUUCGAUCAUUUCCAGGUUGUUAAUACAUAUACAUUCACCCUCUCGCUUUGGAACCUUCAAUCAAGGUUACCAAAAGCUAGGAAGACAAGGUAAGGGGUAGAAGAAGAAGAAGAAAAAAUAAAGGAGAUGCAUUGUUUAGCAUUAGAAGCUACUCAUUGACCACCUCCAAGCUACUCAAGUGGGAAACACCAAGUGAUUGCUCCAUCACCUGCAAUUACUCUUGGAAUUCAGAACUCUCCUUCUAUGCAGCAUUCAGCGGCAUUAUUCUUUUUCCUUGGAGGGCUAGUUGUGCUUCUAAUAUUGCUGAUUCUCGUAUUUAUCUUCUGGAAAAUUAUCAAACCAGAAAAGCUGAAAAAGUCUGUAGGAUGUACUAAAGGGCAGCAGGGUUCAACUGAUUUCUUUAGUGGAAAUCUUCGAACCAUAAGCUAUUUUGCCUUCCACAAAUUAAAGAAGGCAACUAAAAAUUUUCACCACUGUAAUCUUCUUGGAAGAGGUGGUUUUGGUCCUGUCUAUCGGGGAAAACUAGAAGAUGGAUGGAAGGUUGGUCGCUGUGAAAAAACUAUCCCUUGACCAAUCCCAGCAGGGAGAAUCAGAAUUCCUUGCAGAGGUGAGGAUGAUCACAAGCAUACAACAUAAGAACCUGGUUCGCCUUAUUGGAUGUUGCUCAGAUGGAGCUCAGCGGCUACUUGUCUAUGAGUACAUGAAGAAUAGGAGUUUGGACCUCAUACUAUAUG
Messenger RNA from Camellia sinensis, 987 nucleotides. RefSeq names its product putative LRR receptor-like serine/threonine-protein kinase At1g56140. The record is from RefSeq and is a predicted model, not a curated record. Gene Ontology annotation, molecular function: ATP binding; protein kinase activity. NCBI's taxonomy places the organism in Eukaryota, Viridiplantae, Streptophyta, Magnoliopsida, Ericales, Theaceae. Gene Ontology annotation, biological process: protein phosphorylation.